This is a messenger RNA of Arvicola amphibius (Eurasian water vole), 5508 nucleotides long. It is a transcript of the gene Tspoap1, whose product is annotated as TSPO associated protein 1. NCBI's taxonomy places the organism in Eukaryota, Metazoa, Chordata, Mammalia, Rodentia, Cricetidae. Gene Ontology annotation, biological process: neuromuscular synaptic transmission. The transcript has 31 exons. Gene Ontology annotation, molecular function: protein binding. Bases 1 to 5508 code for a protein of 1835 amino acids. The record is from RefSeq and is a predicted model, not a curated record. Gene Ontology annotation, cellular component: mitochondrion.
AUGGAGCAACUGACAACCCUUCCACAGCUUGGAGACCCUGGAGCCAUGGAGCCGUGGACACUGCCUGCCUGGCAGUGCUGGACUCAGGGCCAGGGGUGCGAACCUGGAGAUGCAACUCCAAGCAUUGCUGCUACAACGACCGUUCUGCAGGCUAGAGGACUGAGGUCUGAAGAGAAUUCUGAGCCUGAGGGAGCCCGUAGUCCUGGGCCUAUUGGGAAUACUGACCCUGAAGGAACAGAGACAGGGCUGCCCAAGCCAGGACAGCAAACAGAGAGCCCUGGGUACAGCGGCCCCAGGCUAGAGGAUGAGGAGGCACAGGCUUAUAAGGCCAAGCCGAACGUGGGCUUCGGGGUCAGGUCCAAUCUGGAGCUGCUGAGGGCCCUAGGCGAGCUGCAGCAGCGCUGUACCAUCCUCAAGGAGGAAAAUCAGAUGCUGAGAAAAAGCAGCUUCCCAGAGACGGAGGAGAAGGUACGGAGGCUAAAGCGGAAGAACGCGGAGCUGGCGGUCAUUGCCAAGCGCCUGGAGGAGAGGGCCCAGAAGCUGCAGGAAACGAACAUGAGGGUGGUGAGUGCCCCUGUGCCCCGACCUGGAUCCAGUUUGGAGUUGUGUCGUAAGGCCCUAGCCCGCCAGCGAGCCCGGGACCUCAGUGAGACAGCCAGUGCACUACUGGCCAAGGACAAACAGAUUGCAGCCUUGCAGCGGGAGUGCAGGGAGCUGCAAGCCAGACUUACUCUGGUGGGCAAGGAAGGUCCCCAGUGGCUGCAUGUGCGGGACUUCGACCGAUUGCUGCGCGAGUCCCAACGGGAGGUGCUGCGGCUGCAGAGGCAGAUCGCCCUGCGCAAUCAGCGGGAGCCGCUUCGGCCAGCCCGGCCCCAGGGUCCCACUGCCCUCUCCAGAGUAGGGGCACCGGCCCCCGGGGCCCCGGGAGAGGCCAUACUCCAGGAUGAUGUGGACAGCCCACAGGUGGUCCUAGGGGAACCAGAGAAGCAGCAAAGGGUGCAGCAGCUGGAGUCUGAGCUCUGCAAGAAGCGAAAGAAAUGCGAGAGCCUGGAGCAGGAAGCCCGGAAAAAGCAGAGGCGAUGUGAGGAACUGGAACUACAGCUGAGAGCAGCCCAGAACGAGAAUGCCCGCCUGGUGGAAGAGAACUCUCGGCUCAGUGGGAGAGCCACGGAGAAGGAGCAGGUGGAGUGGGAGAAUGCGGAGCUGAAGGGACAGCUUCUGGGAGUGAAGCAGGAGCGGGACUCAGCCCUUCGCAGAAGCCAGGGCCUGCAAAGCAAGCUGGAGAGCCUGGAGCAGGUGCUGAAGCACAUGCGGGAGGUGGCCCAGCGGCGGCAACAGCUGGAGGUGGAGCAUGAGCAGGCUCGGCUCAGCCUGCAGGAGAAGCAGGAGGAGGUCCGGAGGCUGCAGCAGGCACAGGCAGAAGCCAAGCGGGAACAUGAAGGAGCUGUGCAGUUGCUGGAGUCUACGCUGGAUUCCAUGCAGGCCCGGGUUCGAGAGCUUGAGGGGCAGUGUCGCAGCCAAACUGAGCGCUUCAGCCUUCUGGCACAGGAGCUCCAGGCUUUCCGUCUGCACCCAGGGCCCCUGGAUCUGCUUACUUCUGCCCUGGGCUGUAGUGCCCUUGGGGACCAUCCGCCACCCCACUGCUGCUGCUCUACCCCUCAGCCCUGCCAGGGGUCCGGCCCCAAAGAACUUGACCUCCCGCCGGGCUCCCCAGGACGCUGUACCCCCAAAUCUUCUGAGCCUGCUCUUGCUACCCUUGCUGGGGUCCCUCGAAGGCCGGCUAAGAAGGUGGAGUCUCUUUCCAACUCUUCCCGCUCAGAGUCCGUCCACAACAGCCCCAAGUCGUGUCCCACGCCAGAGGUGGACACAGCCAGUGAGGUGGAGGAGUUGGAGGUAGACAGUGUCUCCCUGCUGCCAGCGGCUUCAGAGGGCAACUCGGGAGGAGCCAGGAUCCAGGUCUUUCUAGCACGUUAUAGCUACAACCCCCUUGAGGGUCCCAAUGAGAAUCCGGAGGCUGAGCUUCCCCUGACAGCUGGCGAGUAUAUCUACAUCUAUGGCGACAUGGAUGAGGAUGGUUUCUUUGAAGGGGAGCUCAUGGAUGGCCGAAGGGGCCUGGUCCCCUCCAAUUUUGUAGAGCGUGUGUCUGAUGACGACCUCCUGACCUCCCUCCCUCGGGAGCUGGCUGAUAUGUCGCACAGCUCGGGCCCUGAACUCAGUUUCCUGAGUGGAGGUGGGGGUGGCUGCAGUAGUGGGGGCCAGAGCAGCGGGGGACGUAGCCAGCCCAGACCAGAGGAGGAGGCUGCAGGAGAUGAGCUCAGUCUGAGCCCCCCACCAGAGGGACUGGGCGAGCCCCUGGCUGUGCCUUACCCCCGCCGUCUCGUGCUCCUCAAGCAGUUAGCCCACAGUGUGGUGCUGGCCUGGGAGUUGCCUCCUGAGAGAAUAGAUCUACGUGGCUUCCAUGUCUUUGUCAAUGGGGAACUUCGUCAAGCCUUGGGGCCCGGGGUGCCCCCCAAGGCUGUGCUUGAAAAUAUGGACCUGCGAACUGGGCCCCACCAUGUGUCUGUUCAGGCCCUAACCAGCAGAGGCAACUCAGAUCCUCUGCGCUGUUGCCUGGCUGUGGGUGCCAGGGCUGGGGUGGUACCCAGCCAGCUACGGGUCCAUCGGCUGACAGCUACAUCUGCUGAGAUCACCUGGGUACCAGGGAACAGCAACUUGGCCCAUGCCAUCUACCUCAAUGGAGAAGAGUGUACACCUGCUCGCCCCAGUACCUACUGGGCAACCUUUUGUCACCUGCGGCCUGGCACACUCUAUCAAGCCCGAGUAGAGGCUCAGAUCCCAUCUCAGGGGCCUUGGGAACCAGGCUGGGAGAGACCGGAGCAGCGAGCUGCCACUUUGCAGUUCACCACACUUCCAGCAGGUCUACCUGAUGCCCCGUUGGAUGUGCAAGUUGAACCAGGGCCCUCUCCUGGAAUCUUGAUGAUCAGCUGGCUCCCUGUCACCAUUGAUGCUGCUGGUACCUCCAAUGGUGUCCGGGUCACAGGCUACACCAUCUAUGCUGAUGGGCAGAAGAUUAUGGAGGUGGCUUCCCCCACAGCAGGCAGUGUGCUGGUGGAGGUGUCCCAGCUGCAGCUGCUGCAGGCCUGCCAUGAGGUGACUGUGCGAACUAUGUCACCCCAUGGCGAGUCCACUGACUCCAUCCCAGCCCCUGUUGCCCCAGCCUUGGCUCCUGCCUGCCAGCCAGCCAGGAUGUCCUGCCUCUCACCACGACCAAGCCCAGAGGCCAGAACAGCCCUUGCUUCAGUCUCCCCAGGGCUUGGGGAUCCCAGCUUUCCCCUCCGGCAUCCUGCCCCUCAUGGAUCUCAAGAUUCCCCUGCAUGCCUUCCCAUGGAGACAUCCAAAGGAUCCCAGGAGGAACCUCCAGUCUCUUGCGGUCAGGAAGAGUCUGGGACAACUGUGCCGGGCACCUCAGAGGAGAAGAGGGCUAUCGAGCCAACCCUGGGCCAGGAAGGCCCUGACCCUGUGACUCCCUCCCUGGCUAAGCAGCAAGUAGAGUGGACUUCAGGAGAGACUGGUUCCACGCCUUGCUCCACCCAAGGAGAGCUGAUCCAGAAGGCGCCGAGUACUGAGGCCUGCCAUGGAGGAGAUCUGUGCUCGGGGAUGAAACACAGAACCGAGAAAGAAGAUACGUCAGAGCUUGGAGUUCGCCUGGUGAAUUCCCUUGUAGAUCACGGCCGCAACUCAGACUUAUCGGACAUCCAGGAGGAAGAGGAGGAAGAAGAGGAACAGGAACUGAGUUCCAGGCCUUGUUCCCCCCAGAAGCAGGUUGCUGGCAACAGCAUCAGGGAGAAUGGAGCCAAGCCCCAGCCCGACCCCCUUUGUGAGACUGACAGCGACGAGGAGAUCUUGGAGCAGAUCUUGGAGCUGCCCCUCCAGCAGCUCUGCCGCAAGAAGCUGUUCAGCAUCCCCGAGGAGGAAGAAGAGGAGGAGGAGGAAGGGCAGGAGAAGCCAGACCCUAGCCAGCCUGAACUUGCAUUGCUAGGGCUGGACUGUGACAAAAGUCAGCCCCAGGGACCUGGCUUGUGUCCCUUGUCUUCUGAGCCCUCUGGGGCCAGGGAGUACCUGGAGGAUGUGCUGGGAGUAGCUGGUGGAAAUGGCCGGAGGAGAGGAGGUGGCUCCCCUGAGAAGCCCGCAAACCGCAAGCGACCUCAGGAUCCCCGAGAACAUUGCAGCCGACUUCUUGGCAAUGGCGGGCCCCAGACCACUGCACGGCCAGGGCCCCCACGGGAGAGGGGCAGCCUCCCUGUGAUUGAGGGCAUCAGGGUUGGACAGGAGGCUGGUGGGAGAGGGCGGCCGGGUCUUUCCCGGAGGUGUCCCCGUGGCCCUGCUCCAGAAUCCAGCUUGGUCAGCUGCCUCUCUCCAAAGUGUUUGGAGAUUAGCAUUGAGUAUGAUUCUGAGGAUGAGCAGGAGGCGGGCAGCGGGGGUAUCAGCAUCACCAGCUCCUGCUACCCCACAGAUGGGGAGCCCUGGGGCACAGCAGCCAUAGGAAGGUCAAGGGGACCUCUGAAGGUCAAUUCAGGGUCCAACCCCUACGUGCGCCUCCCAGCCUGGGAGAAAGGGGAACCAGAGCGGAGAGGCCGCUGUGCGACCAGCAGAACCAAGGAGCCACCCUCCCGGGCAACAGAAACUGGGGAGUCCAGAGGGCAGGACAACUCUGGGCGGAGAGGACCUCAGAGGAGAGGAGCCCGGGUGCCUAGGCCUGGAACCACUGAGUUGGCACCUCCAAGGAGCCCUCCUGAAGCACCAGCUCAUCAGAACUUACCUGUGAGGGUCUUUGUGGCUCUGUUUGACUAUGACCCUGUUUCAAUGUCACCCAACCCUGACGCUGGAGAAGAGGAACUGCCCUUCAAGGAGGGCCAGAUCCUCAAGGUGUUUGGAGACAAAGACUCGGAUGGUUUCUACCGGGGUGAAGGUGGGGGCCGCACAGGUUACAUCCCCUGCAACAUGGUGGCUGAGGUGGCUGUGGACAGUCCAGCAGGGAGACAGCAGCUGCUCCAGCGGGGUUUCUUGCCCCCAGAUGUUCUCCCUGAGGGCUCGGGGAAUGGUCCCUCUAUAUAUUCCUCAGCCCAUAUGACUGGGCCUCCCCCCAAGCCUCGCCGGUCUAAGAAAGUGGAGCUGGAAGGUCUCCAGCCUUGUCCAGGUCCUCCUAGGCUGGUCCAUUCUGCUGUUCUGAAAACCUCCCGACCUAUGGUGGCUGCAUUCGAUUAUAACCCCAAGGAGAACUCCCCCAACAUGGAUGUGGAGGCAGAGCUGCCCUUCAGGGCAGGAGAUGUCAUUACUGUGUUUGGGAAUAUGGAUGAUGAUGGCUUCUACUAUGGGGAACUGAAUGGACAAAGGGGCCUGGUUCCAUCCAACUUCCUGGAGGGCCUCGCGCCUGAGGCAGGUGGCCUGGAGUCUGGGACAUCCCAAGCUGAGAGUCAGAGAACGAGGAGGAGAAGAGUCCAGUGCUAG